Ectocarpus sp. CCAP 1310/34 is the source of this 3906-nucleotide messenger RNA. NCBI's taxonomy places the organism in Eukaryota, Phaeophyceae, Ectocarpales, Ectocarpaceae. The record is from the annotation of a GenBank genome assembly.
CAGAACAGCAUCACGCUUCCUUACGACGGCAACAAUAAGAGCGGUCGCGCACCCAGCGCGACAUUACAUUUGCACUUCUGCCCAGCGAGCAAUAUGGUUGCCGUGCUUGCAUCAAACCACCAUGGAAAAGGGAGGGUCCGAGUCACGAAAGUGAUCAGGCGGGGUCCGGUACACUCAGUGCUGCAGUUCAAUGUUGAGAUUUUGUUGGAAGGGCCGACAAAUGCCGCCUUUACCGCGGCGGACAACUCGCUCAUCAUCCCGACGGACACACAAAAGAACACCGUGUACGUCCUGGCCAAGACCACCUCUUUCGAUUGCGCGGAGCAGUUCGCCGUCAUCGUUGCGAGACACUUCUUGGCGACAUACCCGGACCUCGUCCAUCGGUGCCGGGUGAUGGUUAAGGAGGACACUUGGAAGCGAGUACAGACGGCGGACAGCACCGGGAAGACGAGGGAGCACGACCACGCGUUCCUCAAGGCGGGGCCGCACUACCUGUUCGGCCGCAGCGAGGGCAUGCGGCAGCCCUGCGGGCGGAUAAGCAUCCGAGCCUUCGGUGGCGUCAAGGGCCUGACGCUCUUCAAGACCACCCAGUCGUCCUUCACAAACUUCCACAAGGACAACAACACCUCCCUGCCCGAGGUGGAAGACAGGCUGCUGGGCACGUGCAUGGACGGGGAGUGGGAGUACGACAUGCUGCGCUCGCCCGACUUCUCCGGGGACCGCGCGAAGAUCAUCGACGUCCUCGUGGAGCAGUUCGCCGGGCCGGCGGACAAGGGCGUCUACAGCCCGUCGGUGCAGGUGACCUGCUUCCAGAUGGGCUCCGCAGUGCUGGCCACCGUCCCCAGCGUCUCGGAGUGCACGUUCUACAUGCCGAACGUCCACAAUCUGCCCUUCGACCUCGCCAAGUACGGGCUGGUCAACGCCGACCAGACCGGGCUGCCGCACAUAUUUUACCCCGUCGACGAGCCGCACGGCAUCAUCCAGGCCACCAUGAAGCGCCCGUCGUCCAAGCUCUAGGGUGCGCUAAGGCACGAAGAAAAAUUGCGGUUGGAAGAUUGUCGGGAGCCGGCUACACAGGGGUGGUUUGAGGCGGCGCACUGAUUGUUCGUGCUGCAACGUAAGAUGCGCGUCGUUUUCUCACGGACGCGUGCGUGCGGGGAUCAAUUUAUUUUUCAUGGUGUACAUGCGAGGUCUUGUGACCCUUGUAUUUUGUUGUGCAUGGGUGGUGGGCGGCGUAGUCAUGUAUCACUACCGCUGCCGCGGUCAACAACGCAUGUAUGUUAUGGCGCCUCUUGCCUUGCUUCCGGGUGACAUUGUCCCUUGUGGUGAAGACCCUGCUCGCGGAGGCGUUGAAGUCCAUUCGACAAGAAUUCCACGUACUUUCGCCCCGCAUUUAGUACGUUUUGGAAGGUGUUCCCAUUUCUGGGAGGUGGUACUUGGGAUCGGCUUUUGCCGUCUCAGCGGGGUGUUGUUUCAUGGGCGAUUGGGGAUGGAUUCUCACCCCAAUGCGUUGUGAAGUCUGGUUUUGUCGGAAGCUACGUUUUUUCCUCUCCAUUUGGCCGAAUACUACGUGUUUGGGAUGGAACAACCAAGCACCAAUUUUUGAGGGAUCACUCGAUACCCACCACGUGGUAUGCCCCUUUGGUAGAUAAUAUUUGAUGAUGUCCAUGAGGACAUAUUUUCAGCGCUGACUUUACGCAGCAUAUUUGGAAAUCGAACUAAUGUGUCCGGAGCUUUUGGGCAGGCGAAAACAGACCACGGUCGAACCCCCACUCCUCGCCCUUCCGCGGGGGACUCCACGCACUCGACUCGAGUUCGGCGGUGUUUUGCCUUUUUCAAUGCCUGGUGCCUUUCCGUUGGCAGACGCGUGAUGAUGCGACAGAUAUGUAGUAAUACCCACUAGAGGAGAAAGCCAAGAUUUGUUCGUUCAGAAACAGGUCACGCCGUGUUUUUUUUUUCGUGCUUACAAGAUUUUGACUUUUCGCGUUUGGCCCUUCUCUGUCAUUUUGCAUAAAGAGAAUUUCGUGGUUCGAAUGCGGGGAGGGGGAGCGAGGAGCGUUCGGCCGGGAGAUACGUUUGUUUGUGUGCGGGACGAUCGAUAUCCAUUAGUCGCCAUCGGCCAGUUUUGAAUUCCGCACCCCGAUUGUAGUGCAUUCACGUUUUCCAGAUCUUCCAGCCCCCGGUAAGGGUGAAUGUGUAGAAGACGCUUAUUAUGGGCACGCACAGGCGUACUUCGAGGGUUCGACGAUGUUGAUAUGUAAGAUGCCUGAGUUUAGCUCCCCUUCCGGCCGAGAGAUGCACAAACACUCGUUGACAUUAUGGUGCUUCACACAUUAAAUUACACUUCUACGACUUUUUAAUGUUUCUCCUUACACCACGUGUACCUAGUGAAGCGGAGGCAGUUCGAACGGGUUCACGCCUGUUUGUUUUCUGUUACGUUUAUCGAUUGCAUGCCAACGGCCUCUUCUCCCAGGUUCGCCGCGCAACCUCGUCGCCGAGUCGCGCGUGCUGGACAUUGCACCAUAUGUGGUCCUCUUGGGCGGGCCAUGGUGUUUAAAAGGCUUCGGCCGAAACGCGCUGGCGGUCAAGAGCGCAUAACAAUGGGUCGCUUUUCGUUCAAGGAAAAAACAAGGCUUGUGAAGGAGCGGGGAAUUGGAACCAAGUCAUGUUUGAAAAUUCACGCUCUGCUGGCGAGAACCCCUCACUUUCGUCUCAACCCUCCUCGGGUUCGUCUAAUCUCUCGCUUGAAAGCGGCACCACCGUUGAGCAUGCCUUCUUAAGAAGCCCUGGUACUACUAGCAUGGGGUGUUGCGUCCUCCGCUGAGCGCUGUUUUUGGGCUUCUUUUUCCGCGGGAAGCAAGCUAUUUUUCUUUUGAAAUAGACACCCAGGAGAUAAGUGAUUGGUUUAGCUCCACGACAAAGACUAAUUUGAAUUCAUCUCACACCAGACGCUCCAAACUACGGUAAAUACUCCCAACAUACAUCCCCGGCGCCCACUGAAACAAAAUUAUUCGCGCGGCAACUGCUGCUUACACUACUGUGUAAUUUACUCCUAUCUCUUGUUUCUACUAUCGAUUUCGAAUAAAUGUGUAGAAGGUCGUCGAACAACGGGAAAACAUUUUCUUGAAUCAGUUCCGUCUUUCUUGACCCGAACCUCACACGAAUCGAAUACCGUAAAUGACACAAGAUAACACACCCCCUGGACCGAUUGCCAAAUAUCGAUUUCCCAACAACAGAAAACGUCACGGCGCCGAAAACGGCGGCGUUGGAACCGUCUUGUGGAGAGCUUUCCAAAAAUGUAUCGUUUCGUUUAUGCACCCUCUUCGUCGUGGAGCAAUCGAGCUUUGACAAUUGGGCCAGGGGGUGUGUUAUCUUGUGUCAUGUACGGUAGACGCAAGCCAAUCGCCAAAUCUAUUAUAGAUGGAAACAGAGCGGAGCAGUGAAUGGUCGUCUCGGGUGCCACAGGUCGCUUCGUAGAAAACGUCUCCCUCCAAUCAAGCCUCGCAUGCAUCGCACGAUCGCCCUUGAAACCUCCCUGUCGCCUUCUCCCAUCUUGACCGCCACCACCAACGCCCUGGUCGCUCAGUAGGGCCCUCCAUCAACUCGUGUGUUUCACCGACCCAAACCGGGGGGGGAGGUAACCGGCGACUCUCAUGGGCUUACCUUCAUCGGCGACUCAACAACACCGCGCGCGCGGGCCUCCACAGCGCGGCGCCUCAUUUGUGCUGGCCAGAAACGAUGCGUGCGAUGAUGUCUACCGUCUGCUCGGUGAAGUCUGCCACGGUCGCGCGGGACUGGAGGUUCCUCAGCGCUUCCGCCCAUUCGGAAUACUCUUCGGACCUUCCUUCCGCUUCACUUUCUUUCGGCAAGGCUCCGUGGCCGCCGUCACCUCCGCCGCCACCGCCG